Messenger RNA from Entelurus aequoreus (snake pipefish), 8015 nucleotides. It is a transcript of the gene adgrb3, whose product is annotated as adhesion G protein-coupled receptor B3. Bases 607 to 5136 code for a protein of 1509 amino acids. Gene Ontology annotation, biological process: negative regulation of angiogenesis; adenylate cyclase-activating G protein-coupled receptor signaling pathway; cell surface receptor signaling pathway. The transcript is spliced from 31 exons. The record is from RefSeq and is a predicted model, not a curated record. Gene Ontology annotation, molecular function: G protein-coupled receptor activity. Gene Ontology annotation, cellular component: plasma membrane; synaptic cleft; postsynapse. NCBI's taxonomy places the organism in Eukaryota, Metazoa, Chordata, Actinopteri, Syngnathiformes, Syngnathidae.
GCUGCUGAGAGCGUGACGUGAUAUUGCAGCCCCGCUCCUGGAGCUCUGCAAGCAGCCACUAAAGCGCCUUUUUUUCGCGUAUAAGCACGGAUUUUUCCCCCCCUUCUUCUUCUUCCUCUUGUCUCUCUCCUCCUCGCCAUGACCAGAGGAUGCUUUUUGACGACUUGGAACGGAAUAGAGAUGACGAAUGAACCUGUGGUGUUGUGAUAGAGAAAAACAUAUUUUUGGUGGUAAUUUUGUCUUUUUUUUUUGUGUUAAAAUCAGUGACGGUAUUCUUAUUUUUUAAUGUUUUUUUAUUUUUUUAUUUUUUUUAUCGUGGAUGGGAAAGCCUGUGCCGAUGAGGAGGAGGAGGACCGUGGAUACGAGCGGGCAAAUCGGAGUCUAACGCAUUUUUUUUGAAUUUUUUGGGGCUUUUAUCUUUUACAUUUUUUUUCCCACCCUCCGAGCAUCUUGUUGCGCCGGACUUGUGUGUGCGUGUGCGUGUGCGUGUGCGUUGGAGUAUGGGACCGUCGGAGGGCUGCAGAACUGAUUCAUAAAUAAGGAUGCGCUCAAGUAUGUUGGGAAAAUAGCCAUAGCUUCCGCGGGUGUAAGGCCAAAUGACAUAGGAUGAAGGCUGUUCGCAACCUGUUGAUUUAUAUAUUUUCCACCUAUCUUCUGGUUAUGUUUGGAUUAACUGGCGCCCAAGAUUACUGGUGUUCCACCCUGGUCAAAGGGGUCAUCUACGGAUCCUACUCUGUGACCGAAAUGUUCCCCAAGAACUACACGAACUGCACGUGGACGCUGGAGAACCCGGACCCCACCAAAUACAGCAUCUACCUGAAGCUAUACAAGCAAGACCUGAGCUGCUCCGAGUACUCCCUGCUGGCCUAUCAGUUUGAUCACUACUCGCACGAGAAGAUCAAUGCCUUGCUCAAGGUCAACGAGUCCAUCGUGUACCUCUGCGACUCCAAGAACGUCUACGUCUUUUUGCUCUACGACAAGAACUUCGCUCAGCUGCGGAGAGUUUUCCCCGCCGACUCCAACGGAUUGACGCCGCAGAAGCUGGAGGAGGCGGAGGAGGAGAAGUCCAUUGUGGAGUUCCUGGUGCUGAACAAGGCCAGCCCCAGCCAGUUCGGGUGCCAGGUGCUCUGCACGUGGCUGGAGAACUGCCUGAAAUUAGAAAAGGGCACCGUGGAGACGUGCGGCAUAGUCUACACCAAAUGCACGUGUCCCCAGCAUUUAGGGGGCGGCGAGUCCGAGAGCAUGCUCAUGCUCAACAAUGUGGUUUUACCCCUCAACGCGCAGACGGAGGGCUGCUUGUCGCCACAGCUGCACGCCGGCCAGGUCUGCAAUCUGAGCGCGGAAGUCAAGCGGCCUCCCAAAGAAGAAUAUGGAAUGAUCGGAGAGCAUACAGUAAAAAGUCAGCGGCCGAGAUCAGUUCAUGACACAAAGGCCCUGCAGGAGCAAGCUGAAUCUGCUAAAUUUAUGGCACAAACUGGUGAAUCAAGUGCAGAGGAGUGGUCCCAGUGGAGCUCUUGCUCUGUAACAUGCGGUCAAGGGUCGCAGGUGCGAACAAGAACAUGUGUCUCACCAUACGGAACACACUGCAGCGGCCCUUUAAGAGAAUCAAGGGUUUGCAAUAACACUGCCCCUUGUCCAGUGCACGGUGUAUGGGAGGAGUGGUCGCCGUGGAGUCUGUGCUCGUUCACGUGUGGCCGGGGUCACCGCACUAGGACUAGGAUGUGUGCGCCCCCACAGCACGGAGGCCGGGCCUGCGACGGACCUGAGACACAGACUAAGCUUUGCAACAUAGCCCUAUGCCCAGUGGAUGGACAGUGGCAAGAGUGGAGCUCUUGGAGUGAUUGCUCAGUGACCUGUGCUAACGGCACUCAGCAAAGGACCAGGCAGUGUUCGGCGGCCGCGCACGGGGGAUCGGAGUGUCGCGGUCACUGGGCAGAAAGCAGAGAGUGCCAUAAUCCUGACUGCACAGCAAACGGCCAGUGGAACCCUUGGGGUCCCUGGAGUGGCUGCUCCAAGUCCUGUGAUGGUGGAUGGCAGAGGCGAACUCGGGUGUGUCAGGGAGCGGCGACGACCGGGCAUCAGUGUGAUGGCAACAAGGAAGAAGUCAGGAAGUGCAGCGACCAACGCUGUCCAGCACCUUAUGAGAUUUGUCCCGAGGACUACGCCGUGUCAGUGGUGUGGCGACGUACACCUUCGGGAGAACUGGCCUUUAACAGAUGUCCACCAAAUGCCACAGGCACGACCAGUCGACGCUGCUCUUUGGAUCACCGCGGUAUGGCCUUCUGGGAGCCGCCGAGCUAUGCCAGAUGCAUAACAAAUGAAUUCAGAUACUUGCAGCAAUCAGAGGUUCAGGGGCACCUUGCGAAAGGUCAGAGGAUGCUGGCGGGAGACGGCAUGUCCCAGGUCACCAAAAACCUACUGGACCUCACCCAGAGGAAGAACUUCUAUGCCGGUGACCUGUUGUCUUCUGUGGAGAUCCUUCGCAACGUGACUGAAACCUUCAAACGGGCCAGCUAUGAGCCGUCUUCAGAUGAUGUGCAGAAUUUCUUUCAAAUCAUCAGCAAUCUCCUGGAGGAGGAAAACAAGGAGAAAUGGAAGGAUGCACAGAAGAUCUAUCCCGGAGCGGUGGAGCUCAUGCAGGUCAUUGAGGAAUUCAUCCACAUUGUCGGAUUGGGCAUGAAGGAUUUCCACAAUGCGUAUUUGAUGACUGGGAACUUGGUGGCCAGCAUCCAGAGGCUUCCAGCUGUGUCAGUGAUGACCGACAUCAACUUCCCCAUGAAGGGCCGUAAAGGCAUGGUGGACUGGGCCCGCAACUCUGAGGAUAAGGUGGUCAUUCCAAAGGGCUUCUUUGUCUCCCAAAGCGCAGACAUGGAAGGAUCGCCUGUCUUCAUUUUGGGAACAGUUCUUUACAAGACCCUUGGACUCAUGCUACCUUCACCAAAGAACCACACAGUUGUGAAUUCCAAAGUCAUUGCUGUAACUGUCAGACCGGAGCCCAAGGCCAUCCAGACCCACCUGGAGAUUGAACUUGCUCACCUGGCCAAUGGAACCCUCAAUCCUCACUGUGCACUGUGGGACAGCAACUUAAUGAACGAUUCUUGGGGAGCCUGGUCCACCAAGGCGUGUAGAACGGUGCUGACAGAUGCCUCGCAUACAAAAUGCUUAUGUGAUCGUGUGUCUACCUUCGCCAUUUUGGCUCAGCAACCCAGAGAUAUGACCAUGGAGUACUCAGGGGUCCCAUCUGUGACGCUGAUAGUUGGCUGUGGUCUGUCGUGCCUCGCCUUGAUCACGUUGGCCGUGAUCUACGCCGUGCUGUGGAGAUAUAUUCGCUCUGAACGCUCCAUCAUUCUGCUCAACUUCUGUUUAUCUAUUAUCUGCUCCAAUAUAUUGAUCCUUGUGGGCCAAACACAGACGCACAAUGCGGGUGUCUGCAUUAUGACUACAGCCCUUCUGCACUUCUUCUUCUUGGCAUCGUUCUGCUGGGUUCUCACAGAGGCUUGGCAGUCGUACAUGGCAGUGACAGGAAAGGUUCGAACUAGGCUCAUCCGCAAGCGUUUUCUCUGUCUUGGUUGGGGUUUACCGGCUUUAGUGGUUGCUGUAUCGAUGGGAUUCACCAAAACAAAAGGCUAUGGGACACCCUUAUACUGUUGGUUGUCUUUGGAAGGGGGGCUCCUGUAUGCCUUUGUUGGACCCGCAGCUGCUGUUGUGCUUGUUAACAUGGUGAUCGGUAUCUUGGUGUUUAAUAAAUUAGUGUCCAGAGAUGGUAUACUGGACAAGAAGAUGAAGCAUCGUGCAGGGUAUGACAGCACGUCCUUACAGAUGAGUGAGCCUCACACGGGAUUAACUCUCAAGUGCGCCAAAUGUGGUGUCGUAUCAACGACUGCUUUGUCAGCCACUACAGCUAGCAAUGCAAUGGCGUCCCUAUGGAGUUCCUGCGUCGUCCUACCUCUACUGGCCUUGACCUGGAUGUCCGCAGUGCUCGCAAUGACGGACAAGCGUUCUAUCCUCUUUCAGAUCCUCUUUGCAGUCUUUGACUCACUGCAGGGAUUUGUCAUAGUGAUGGUGCACUGUAUACUGCGACGAGAGGUACAAGAUGCUUUCAGAUGUCGACUCAGAAACUGCCAAGAUCCAAUUAGUGGUGAUGCAACAGGCGGCUUCCCUAAUGGCCAUGCUCAGAUUAUGACUGACUUUGAGAAGGACGUGGACAUCGCCUGCAGAUCAGCCCUCCACAAAGACAUGGGCUCGUGUCGUGCCGCCACCAUCACAGGCACCCUCUCCCGCAUUUCCCUCAAUGACGAGGAGGACGAGAAGGCUCCUGAAGGCCUCAACUACUCCACGCUGCCUGGCAACAUCAUCUCCAAAGUGAUAAUCCAGCAGCCUUCGGGGCUGCACAUGUCUAUGGGAGUGGGCGAUCUAAAGGAGCAGUCGCUUGCCGACAGCAACGCAGAGUUGCGGCGCGCCGUGUAUCUGUGCACCGACGACGCCAUGCGCCAGAGUGACCAGAACAUGGGGGGCCACGAUAUGGAGGGCCACCCACAACAGAGCCAGAUGAUGGAGACGGACUACAUCGUCAUGCCCCGUGCGGUGGUUUCCGGGUCGGCCACUCUGCCCGCACAUUUAAAGGACGACGCCAAGAUGAACAUCACCAUGGAUGCGCUGCAGCACGAGAGGCUGAUGCAUUACAAGAUGAGUCCCGACUUCAACAUCAGCCCAUCGGGCAUGGACCACAUGAAUGUGAACCUGGAGCAGCAGUACCCCAGCGCCCCAGAUCAGAUGCAGAACCUGCCCUUCGAACCGCGUACGGCCGUCAAGAACUUCCUCGCUGAGAUGGAGGAGAGUGCGGGUCUCUCCAGGAGUGAGACAGGAUCCACGAUAUCUAUGAGCUCCUUAGAGAGACGAAAAUCACGCUAUUCUGAUCUGGACUUUGAGAAAGUCAUGCACACGAGGAAAAGACACAUGGAGCUGUUCCAGGAACUGAAUCAGAAAUUUCAAACCUUGGACCGAUUUCGAGACAUACCAAAUAUGGGCAGCAUGUCAUCAACAAUCUUUGUCCCGGUGGAGGAGAACGGCGUGCCAGCUUUACACAUGCAGGAAGCAAAGACAGACAGCUUCCCUACUCGCGACCGGCCGCAAUGAAACAAAAAUAGGAGGUACACAAAAUAUGAUUAUAAAGCCAAAUGUCCCGUUUGGUAAUAUUUUAGCUUCAAAUCGGAAGGGCAAUAUACGCCCAUCAACACGGACAAAAUAGUGACAAUACCGUGAUCACUUGAUGGCAAUAAACAAAAAGACUGGGUAAAAAAUGCACUUUGAGAUGUUCAAUAUUUAUUUAAAUUACAUUUUUGCUCACCAAAAUGUGUCCAUUUAAUUUGUUUGUUUAUUUAUUUAGGAUAAAAAUGUAUUUACCUUCCAAUUACAGUACAAUGGUAAACAAUUCUACAAUAAUGAGAAAUACAAGUUCAUAUAUUUUUAAAUGGUUACUUGCAUUAUUAUUAUUAUAUAUUAUGAUUACAUUAUAAUCACUGUAUAAUUUUUAUUGGUUAUUUCUUAAUAUUAAGAGCAUGAUGUAGACAAAAGCUCUGAGUCUGUCUGCAGAAAGCUAAAUAUUUUUGAAAGUAAAUUAUUGCAUAUUGUUCUAAUAUAUAUAUAUAUAUAGUAAUUUUCUAUAUCGCACAGAGACAAACCCGCGACAUAUCGAGUAUAUUGAUAUAUCGACCAGCCCUAAAAUAUAUAUAUAUAUAAUCUCAAACCAAGAUAAGGGAGUGAGGCUCUACAAUGUCUUUCUUAUCCAACCACAACAACAUUACAGCAAGCUUAAGUGUCAACACAAGCACACACACUGAAAUGUCUUGAAUAAAUAACAAAACAAAAAUAAUAUUAUUUGACCUUGUGUCUGCGAAUAUUUGUGGCAUUGUUGAACACUCUGGAGUUUCGGAGUAAUAAACGAGCUGUGGCUUCACGUAGUCACCGCUAGCGUUAGCACAAACUCACAAACUAGCAGUGUGAGGUGAUCCUUCAUCAGGUUGUGUCCAGGUAGUGCCUUCUCCUCCGCUGUAAUAAAAGUCCGCUAUGGCAGCUUUUUUGGUCUCAUCACAAUUGAAGACUUGCUGCGGAACAAACCUCCCUUUUGCUGAAAAAACCCUCGAACUGAAGGGGCCACAGCUGGAGGCUAACUAGCUAAAACGCUAGCUCAAAGGGGUUGUCUAGCAACCAGAAGCUCUAAAGCAAGACUGAGAGUUUGGACACAUUUAAAGUGUUUCUGAUCAUGCAAAGUGAGAAAGGCUGACACAGCUCUGACCGGCGCAAGGUACGACACAUGUGAUAAGAAACUCGUCAGAAGUGUUGCUGGCUGUCCAAGCUCUUCAAAAUAGCCGUGCACACGUGUACAGGAUGUAAUGUCAUUAAACUGGAGGCCACAAUGGCCUUAAGCAGCAUGCAAAAUGAAUGAAGUGUUUGUACGCCGAAACAUGGUUCGCACACACGGGCAUACUGUAUUUGGCGCAAUGUAAACGUUCGUAAAAUGAAAAGGACGCAAAUAAAGGUGUUAGUAAAUCGAGGUUCCACUGUACUCUUGUUUUAAAAAUGUUAACAAAACCUUUGCACAACAGGUUACAUGUUACAAAAUCUCCUCUUGGCCGUUGAUGUAUGAUUAGAGUAAGCACGGAAAUGGCCUAAAAACUUGUUUUUUAAAAAUGUUUUAUUUUUUUUAUUAUUUAUUUUUUGAUCACCCCUACAGUUAAGGGGGAACUGCACUUUUUUGGAAUUUUGCCUAUUGUUCACAAACAUUGAGAGAAAUGACAACCAAUGUUUUUUUUUUUUCCGCAUUCUAAAUAUUAAAUGCGUUUAAAAGUUUGCUUGCAAUGAAGCCUAUAAAGCCCUCAAAAAAACAUCCAAACACCUCCAUAGAGGUUUUACUUACAUGAUAACCGGCACAUUUAUAAUAACAUUUAAUAUUGACGUAUUUAGAUUUUUUUAAGCAGCUAAUUUAAAAAACGCAUCACAACGUUUGCUUUUUUUUCCCUUCAUCACUGAUUAUUACUCACAGUAGACUUUAUGUGAGCCAACAGACAUAAUACAACAUCACUUACUGUCCGCCAAGCGUCUUUUCGUGUCAUCCUCGCUAGUUUCGGGUCCUAAAUGGCUGUCAAAGUGUACCAACUUGUCGGAUUACCUACUCAGACUUAUUCUGUCCAGGUGAGAUGCAUAUUUUAUGAUUUAGAAUGAACUUACAGGGAGCAAGGAAGCAGCUGAUCAGUCGAAUGUACCAUGAAUUUAUUAACGUGGACAAGUUGAAAAACUUAUUCGGGUGUUACCAUUUAGUGGUCAAUUGUACGGAAUAUGUACUGUACUGUGCAAUCUACUAAUAAAAGUCUCAAUCAAUCAAUCGAUGAUGUAAACAUAGGGACACAAGCUUGUGAUCACUUUGCCAGUAUAAAUAGUCCGUCUGUGUUAGCGCUUAUAAUAACAAUAUCACUAAUACUUGGUUAAUAUUCAAAUCCAGAAAGAGAAUAUUGUUGGCGGUUUUUGAACGGUUAUUUAUUGGACUUUAUGGGCGAAAUAGUGGACUUUUAUUGACAUUUAUUUAAUAUUUAGAAUGCAUUAAAAAAAAUCCAUCAGUCGUCUUGUCUUUCAUAAUGAUUGUGAACGAUAGGCAAAAUUCCCCAAAAAAGUGCAGUUCUUUUAAGCUUAUGUUUACACUUGUAUUAUAAGUUACAAUGUUUAAAAAAGAAAAAAGACACAUUGUAGAUUCGCCCUAUGGGGAAUCUACAAUAAAAUACUUUUAUUACUGACUUAUUUUUUAACACGAGUGUUUAAUCAAAACAAUUGUCCCUAUGCAUUGUAAUAUUCUCCACACUACCAUGACGGUCGGGUUAAGCACCUGUACAUUUAACGCAUGUUUUAAAAGUGAGAGGUUUCACUGUACGGCGCUAAGAUUCCAUGCGUUGCUUUUGAGUGACUUCCAUUUCAUUGCGUGGUCAAACGGCGAGGACGGCGUGGCGCUAACGCGGCGUCCAUAU